Molecule: messenger RNA, 2596 nt
Organism: Notolabrus celidotus (New Zealand spotty)
Lineage: Eukaryota; Metazoa; Chordata; Actinopteri; Labriformes; Labridae
Gene: hapstr1b
Product: UPF0472 protein C16orf72 homolog
Exons: 4
Coding region: 246-1037 (263 amino acids)
Source: RefSeq, a predicted model, not a curated record
CGUGGCCAUUGCGAGAAAUUCUUCGGUGUUGUCAUCGCGUUCUUUAGUUUGGUGUGCUUUACACAGGGCGUGUAGGCGGAAUUUAAAAUAUACACAAUGCGUCUCUAACAGCAGUUUGUUUUCUCGUUUCUGUACAUUGUUAGGGUCGUGUUAAGUAUUUCUCUUAUGUGAUACGGAAGAUAGGUACCUUCGAAGAUUAAACAAUCCGACAUUUUACACGAGCUCUUUAGCUUCUUUCGUUAGCUAUGGAGGAGAGGAAGGAGGAGGGAGAAGCGGAGAUCCAAGAGCACGGCCCCGAACACUGGUUCUCCAAGUGGGAACGGCAGUGCUUAGCAGAGGCUGAACAGGGGGAUCAAACCGAGGAAGAGACGGAACAAAGCCAGCAGAAGCUGUGGCACCUCUUUCAGAACUCAGCCACGGCGGUAGCACAGCUCUACAAAGACAGAGUAUGCCAGCAGCAAGGUCUCUCUCUCUGGGUGCCCUUCCAGAAUGCAGCAACAGCAGUCACUAACCUGUACAAAGAGAGUGUAGAGGCUCGCCAACGGAGCUACGACCUGGGCAUCCACUUAGGCUACCAGCGCAGGAAUAAGGAUGUGAUUGCAUGGGUUAAGAAACGCAGAAGAACUAUCAGGCGUGAGGAUCUCAUCAGUUUCCUGUGUGGCAAAGUUCCUCCUCCACGAACGACUCGUGCACCACCAAGGGUUGCCAUGGUGUCUGCUAGCCGCCCUGCACAGCCAGAGACAGGCAGCUCAGUGGAGACUGACCUGCAGCCUUUCAGAGAGGCCAUAGCCCUGCACGGUCUUAGUGGUGCCAUGGCAAGCAUCUCUGUGCGUUCUGGGCCUCCUGGUUCCCCAACUCACCCUGCCCAGCCUCUCAGUCGCCGUAGAAAUGGUCUUCACGACGUUGACCUAAACACCUUCAUUGCUGAAGAGAUGGCACUCCAUUUGGAUUCCACAGCCAAUCGCAAACGAGGCCCUGCCCCCUGUAGUGAUGUCAUCACAGACUCACCUACGCAUAAACGUAACAGGAUGCUCUGAACUUUUCAGACACCACUAAUCCCUCCUCUGUCCUCUCCCUGGUGGCCGACUGGACAGCUGAUGAGGACUGAUGCCUUGGCCGACCAUUAAAAUCUUCCUCCUCUUCAUCUUAGUUGCAAUGCUACCAAUAAAGGAACUCUUCUAUUACCAACCCACAUACUUCUCCCCUCCUUCAUUUUUCUUUUUCCUCUGUUUGUUCCCACAGUCUCUCCAGAGUAGUGUUCUCCUCUUUUGAAGAAAACUUUCUUUCUUAAUUAUGUGUGGUUGUCCUCAGUAGAUCUGACAGCAAAGCGAGCACACGUCACAUUUAAAAUCCUUAAACUGCAGAAUGUUGCUUUUAGUCAUGGGUUUAUUUUGCCGGGCUCCUUUUUGUGCUUCACAGCCGAUAAUCAGAUGAACCGGGCUGUUGCUUACUGUUUGCAGUUCUCAUCCCUCAAGCGUACUACUUCCUCCUCUUCCUCCUCUGUGGAGUGCUGGCCAAACCAGACUGGACUGAAAUGCGGACUCCUUGGGAGGCUGAACCACCUUCCUGCUGUGUGGCUCGACUUAAAACGCUUGUCAGCGUGUGUAUCUCAUUCUGCUGCUGCUCUGUGUGUUCGCGUAUCUGACAGCAGAACUGCCACUUACUGUGUUGUUCUUGUCUUUGCCUUUGAGAAAGCUGCUACAGUAUCUCUGGUUGUUGUGCAACAGUGAGAGUGGGAGUGUGUGUGUGUGUGAAAGAAAGAUUAGGUGUGUGUGUGUGUGUGGAUGCAGGGUUCUGGCAAAUUCAGCGCCCACUUGACCGAAUAACUUCCUGUUUUACUUAAAUUCAUCCUAUUUUUAGAUUCUUUAGUUGCUCUUUUCAGCCCAAAUCAGGGUUUUAUCACAAAGCAGGUCAGUCUAAUUUACACACAUAAUGGUGACGUAACUUUUAGCAUUAACUGGCACUUUGAGUCUGGUAAUGGAUGGAGACUCAAUGUAUUUUCAACAGAUUAGUACCCUUGUUCUGCUUGUUCUGCAGUUUUCUAAUUAUAUUGUUACUCAUAGGUAUGGUCAUGUUUACAGAUGAUCCAAAUAUUCACUGUGUCCCUUUUGAGCAACGUACAUUACAGACAAACGGCAAAGUACAUCUGACUGACUUCUUACAUUUUUGCAUCAGGAUUAACAACAGUGUUUGAAGCUUGCAUGUUACCUGUUCUGUUUACACAUGGCCCGCUGACAAGAACUCAGAGUUGGACCAGUUAGUUUCUUGUACUUAACAAAAAUUAGGAUUAACACUUUUAACACUUUUCAUUUCAACUUUAAACCUGUUAGAUUGAAAGGGGGGGGGGCAGUGUUCUUGAAACAGCAGUGAACAUUUGAUAUUGUCGAGUUGACUCAUGGGCCGUGAGGCAACACAGUUAAGCAAGGCUUUGGGCGAGUGUUUUGCAAAUUUCACACACUGCUUUGUGAUACAAUCUUGUGUAAUGUGUGUAAAUAACAUGUAGGUGCUGUUAAAUGUGGUACAUAUUGUAAAAAGAAGUGCAAAUCCAUUGGGAUGUCCAUGUACAAUUCUGACAUUAAAGAAAAAUACAAGCGUU